Recurvomyces mirabilis is the source of this 1038-nucleotide messenger RNA. RefSeq names its product adenosine kinase (gene ADO1). Gene Ontology annotation, molecular function: adenosine kinase activity. Gene Ontology annotation, biological process: purine nucleobase metabolic process; purine ribonucleoside salvage. The record is from RefSeq and is a predicted model, not a curated record. The transcript has 4 exons. The coding region runs from base 1 to 1038 and encodes 345 amino acids. NCBI's taxonomy places the organism in Eukaryota, Fungi, Ascomycota, Dothideomycetes, Mycosphaerellales, Teratosphaeriaceae. Gene Ontology annotation, cellular component: cytosol; nucleus.
AUGUCUUCCUCUGGCACAUACGAACUUCUCUGCUUGGAGAAUCCCUUGUUGGACAUCCAGGCAAGCUGCGACGAUGCCUUCUUGGAGAAAUAUGGCUUGAAGGCCAACGAUGCUAUCCUGGCCGAGGAGAAGCACAUGGGCAUCUACGAAGAGCUACUAAAGAGAGAUGCUAAGCUCAUCGCUGGCGGUGCUGCACAGAACACGGCAAGGGGAGCACAAUACAUGCUCCCACCGAACUCCGUCAUCUACAUCGGCUGCGUAGGCAAGGACAAAUAUGCCGAUAUCCUGCUCGAGGCGAACAAGAAGGCUGGUCUGGCUGUCAAGUACCGAUAUGACGAGAAAGUUGGGACGGGCAGAUGUGGUGUGGUCAUCACGGGACAUAACCGCAGCAUGUGUACCGAUCUUGCGGCAGCCAACUGCUACAAGAUUGAGCACUUGAAGGAGAAUUGGGAUGUAGUGGAGAAGAGCAAGGCGUAUUAUGUUGGUGGAUACCACUUGACCGUGUGCGUGGAAGCUGUCAUGGCCUUGGCUGAGGAGGCAAAUAAGGAGAACAAGCCCUUUUUCCUUUCGCUUUCGGCGCCAUUCAUCCCGCAGUUUUUUAAGGAUCCUCUCGACCAGACAGCACCAUACUGGGAUUACGUGGUCGGUAAUGAGACCGAAGCGACGACCUAUGCUGACUCGCACGACCUGAACACACACGACAUCGCGAGCAUCGCGAAGCACAUGGCCAACUUGCCCAAGAAAAAUAACAAACGCAAGCGAGUUGCCAUCGUCACCCAAGGCACAGACCCUACCAUCAUUGCAAUCCAAGGCGAGGACGAGGUCAAGACUUUCCCAGUGCACAAGAUUGAUGGCAAGGAGAUUGUCGACACGACUGGUGCAGGUGACGCUUUUGCCGGAGGCUUCUUCGCGGGUGUCGCCAAGGGCGAGAAGCUUGAGACUUGCGUGGACAUGGGACAGUGGCUCGCUGCCCAAAGUCUGCGUGAACUCGGUCCUUCAUAUCCAUUUCCAGCCAAGACCUACUCGGCGUCCUCGUAA